AUGAACACGAUUGAUCCGGAGGUUCGGUCCAUGCUUUCUAAUUAUGACAAUGCUAAGAAGCUUUGGGAUGAUUUACACGAACGAUUUGGUCUCGUUAAUGGCCCUCGAAUUCAGCAAAUAAAAUCCGAAAUUAAUCGGUGUGAACAAACCAAAUUAAUGCCAGUUGCUGUUUACUUUAGCAAACUCUCUGUUUUAUGGGAUGAAUUGGACAAGCACGAGCCUCUAAUUAAUUGCAAGUGCGGUAAGUGUACUUGUGAUGUUGGUAAGCAACACGCAAAUCGUCAUGAAGGUGAUCGACUUCAACAGUUUCUGCUCGGCUUAUACUCUGAUUAUUAUGCUGCUCUUCGAUCCACUCUACUAUCCCAAGACCCUUUGCCCUCUUUGAACCGUGCUUUUCAAACAAUUGCACAGGAAGAACGUGUUCGCGGCAUUGCUCACAUCAAAGAAGAAACCCCAGAGGUGGCUGGUUUUGCGGUUCGUAUGGAAAAUAAUUCCAAACCGCGCCUUUCCCGAGCAGAGAGGGCUGCUCUUGUCUGCCAGCAUUGCCAUAAAAAAGGGCAUGAUGCCACAACUUGUUUUGACAAACAUGGAGUUCCCUCGUGGUAUGUGGAAAAAUAUGGGUCGAAGGAUGAUUCUCGUGGAGCAGGACGUGGGAGAGGUGCGCCUGUCAAGGCCAAUGCAACACCUACGGCUGCACCUCCACCCCAAAACAAUUCGGCCUCGGCUACUACAAUGCCGCAUCUAACCCCCGAGAAAUGGCAAGCCGUGAUGGCCGUUAUGGGUAACUCUCCACAUCCAUCUCACCGUGUGAAUGGUAAGUGGAUUAUUGACACCGGAUGUUCUCAUCAUGUGACCGGUGAUUUUUCUUGUCUUAUGGACGUUCAUGACGUCCCGUCUUGCAAUGUUGAACUUCCGGAUGGCAACAAUGUGAUUGCUAUGAAAGAAGGCGUUGUAAAAAUAACAGACAAAAUUAUUCUUCCCAAUGACCAACGCACGAGGGAGGUGAUUGGAAUGGGUGAUCUCAAGGAUGGACUAUAUUAUCUACGGGAAGAUGCAUCUAUUGCGGCUAUUUCAGUUGAAGAUACAUUGAAACUUUGGCAUAAACGGUUGGGACAUCCAUCCGAAAAAGUUGUAAAGCUACUACCUUUUCUUAGUAAUUUUAGUGGUCAUUUAAAUAAAAAUUGUGAAGUGUGUCAUCGUUCUAAACACACUAGAGACAAAUUUCCUUUAAGUGAUAAUAAAGCUUCCCGUAUUUUUGAAAUAGUACAUUGUGAUCUUUAG
Messenger RNA from Chenopodium quinoa (quinoa), 1281 nucleotides. RefSeq lists its product as uncharacterized. The record is from RefSeq and is a predicted model, not a curated record. The coding region runs from base 1 to 1281 and encodes 426 amino acids. Lineage: Eukaryota; Viridiplantae; Streptophyta; Magnoliopsida; Caryophyllales; Amaranthaceae. The transcript is spliced from 2 exons.